GUGUGAGCAGGUGACAUGCCCCCUCCCCCCGUGGGCGGUGCAGUGACGUCAGGGGCGGGGUUUGCACGGGCUGCCUGGGACUUUGCUGACGGUCCCCGGCUAUACGGGAUGCUGCAGAGCGGCAGCUCCCUGAUGGACGAUCCGUACGACUCCGGGGCGCUUCCUGACCCCCCAGGCAACGAGACGGAGGACUGUUACCGCGCGCACUCGCACAGCACCGUGCUGCAGGGCCUGCCAUUCGGAGGGGUUCCCACAGUCCUGGCCAUCAACUUCCUCGCGUGGCUGCUGCUGCUCUUAAUCUUCUCGUGUUUGAGGAAGACGGCGUGGGACUACGGGCGCCUCGCGCUGCUCAUCGACAAUGACAGCCGCUGCAGCCCCUCUUUGUUCUCCUCCCGCAGUCUCACGUCUCUAUUUUACGGGGAACCGAGUGACAAAGAAAAGUCUCCGUGUGAGAGCAGCCCCCCCGACCUGAGAGCAAAGGACGUGGGAUUCUGCUCGUGGCUCAGUUCUAUUUAUCAGAUGAAGGAUGAGGAAAUCCAGAAUAAAUGUGGAGUGGACGCCAUUACCUACCUGUCCUACCAGCGCCACCUGCUGGUUCUGCUGCUUCUCGUUUGUGUCAUGUCCGUGGCCAUCGUUCUUCCUGUGAACUUCUCCGGGGACCUGCUGGGUGACGGUCCUGCCCAAUUUGGUCGGACCACGAUUGUUAACGUUCCCAUACAGGACCGCUUUCUGUGGCUGCACAGCGUGUUUGCUUUGCUGUACUUUGUUUUCACCGUGCUGAGCAUGCACCAUCACACGGCCGCCCUGCACGUCAGGGAGGACGACAAGGUGGCGAGGACCCUGAUGAUCAGACGGAUUCCUCAGGAGGUGUCCGACGCGUCUCUUAUCACCAAACAUUUCCACGAGGCCUUCCCCAGCUGCACGGUGACCGACGUCCAGUUCUCUUACGAUGUCCGACGCCUCAUGAAACUGGACAGAGAAAGGAGGAAGGCUAUGAAAGGCCGGAUGUAUUUUGCUGGACGAGCUCAGAAAGAAGGAAAAAUUAUGAUUAAAACUCAUCCGUGUUCCCGUCUGUGUCCCUGCGACUGCUGCCGAUUUCAACAGGUCGACGCAGAGCAGUUUUACGCAGAGUUGGAGGAGAAGCUGACGGACGAGUUCACCUUGGAAAGGAACCGAAUCGCGAUGAAGCGACUGGGGACGGCGUUCGUCACUUUCCAGGACGAGAGGAUGACGGCUGUGAUUAUUCAGGAUCAUGCGCCCCCCCGGUGCCGCCGCUCCCCCCAGCAGUCGUCGGUCACCCCUGUGCUGCGCUCCCACCAGUGGAAUGUAGAAUAUGCCCCCGCACCCAACGAUGUUAUUUGGGAGAACCUGGCCGUGUCGGGACCGGUAUGGUGGGCGAGCUUUGCUGCUCUCAAUUUGGCUCUGUUCCUGCUGCUCUUCUUCCUCACCACCCCGGCCGUCAUUGUCAGCACCAUGGACAGAUUCAACGUCACCCACCCUGUGGAGAACCUGCGUAAUCCUGUGAUCACUCAGUUUCUCCCCACGUUCCUCCUGUGGAUCUUCUCCGUGUGUCUUCCAUUUUUGGUUUAUUACUCCGCGUUCUUGGAGCGUCACUGGAGCAGGUCCAACGAGAACCUGCUGACGAUGCAUAAAUGUUAUUUCUAUCUGGUGUUUAUGGUCAUCAUUCUGCCCUCGUUGGGUCUGACCAGUCUGGACCUGUUCUUCCGCUGGUUGUUUGACACCCAUUUCCUGGAUGAAGCCGGCAUGAAAUUCCAGUGCGUUUUCCUCCCCAAUAACGGAGCGUUCUUUGUGAAUUACGUCAUCACGGCCGCUCUGAUUGGAACCGCCAUGGAGCUGCUCCGCAUUCCGGGCCUCACCGUCUACGCGGUGCGCCUGUGCCUGGCCACGACCGAGCCGGAGCGGCUGCACGUCAAACGGAAUCAGGCCUAUGAGUUCCAGUUUGGCCUCGAAUACGCUUGGACCACGUGUGUCUUCUCCGUGGUGAUGACGUAUAGCAUCACGUGUCCCAUCAUCGUCCCCUUUGGGUUGCUGUACCUGCUGCUGAAACACAUGACUGAUCGAUAUAACAUUUAUUACGCCUGUAUCCCCACCAAGCUGAGCUCCAGGCUGCACGUGGCAGCCGCCCGACAGCUCCUGGCCGCGCCGAUUCUCUGCAUCUUCUGGCUGCUCUUCUUCUCCGUGCUGCGCCUCGGCUCCUCGCACCCCGUCACCCUCUUCACCUUCGCCUCGCUCCUCCUCUGUUUGCUCUUCUCUGUUUUUGGGCUUUGCCUCCGGAAGCUGCAGCCGAAGAAACCGUCCAGUUACCAGAUGUCUGAGCAGGGUGAGGGGGUCGCUCAGGACGUGGAGCGGAGCAGUUUAUCAUCCACGAUCCAGUCGAGUGUAUUUGUGGCAACCGUUCUGCAGGAUCAGGAACUCUCCCCCCUAGCAUCUCCAGCUCACGCAUCAUAUGGAGCUCUGGAGACACGCGCGGACCCCUCGGGGGAGGAGCCAGAGACGGCCCCUGACGAUUCCCAAGACCCGUGCCAAUGAGGGACGCUCGGACAGGCCGGGACCUGCAGGUGUGGGUAUCCGCCAGCCACGGAGCCGUUUUGGGUUCUGUUUGCGGUAGGACUGUCUGCUGGUCGGUGUUUCCUUCCUGUUUUGCAAAGCGUGGGCUGGCUUAUGGCUCCUCCAGCACUGGGCUCCCGCUUGGGCUUUUACCCCCCCUCCCCCGAUCCACGUGUCGGUGAGUGCCGGAUCGGGUUAAAAUGUGUCCUUGAUGCCCCGAAUGGAAGAGGCCACGAGCUGCUGCCGGACUCGUCUAUAACGAAACUCCGGGGUCUUCUCGCUCGACGUGCACUCUGUGACGUGCAAACUGCCCGCUCCCCGCCAGACUCCCGCCAUCCCCCGGGCCCCCCACAAACUGCUCUCCGUCAGACUCCUGUCCUUCCUGUUGCCCGCUGCUCCCGGCUGUACAUUUUACCCCCAUGUGGGGAACAAACAGCUCUCGCCUUCGGUAAAUGUUAUUAAAGCUGCCGAUUUUGCCAAAUAUAAUUUUAAAUGAAA
Molecule: messenger RNA, 3066 nt
Organism: Spea bombifrons (plains spadefoot toad)
Lineage: Eukaryota; Metazoa; Chordata; Amphibia; Anura; Pelobatidae
Gene: TMEM63C
Product: transmembrane protein 63C
Exons: 23
Coding region: 16-2550 (844 amino acids)
Cellular component (GO): plasma membrane
Molecular function (GO): calcium-activated cation channel activity
Source: RefSeq, a predicted model, not a curated record